AUGAUUGUCAAAAUUCAACAACACCCUCCUCCAAAACCUCCACCAUUACAACAGGCUCCGCCUCCUCCAAAACUUGCACUAUUGCAACAAAUUCCACCUCCUCCAAAAUUUGCAUUUCCACAACAGCUCAUAUUGCCAAGAUUGCCCAUGUCAGAGGAGCCUAUAUCAAAGCUGGGAGCAUCAUCUACUUUUGGUGGCUCGAAUCCCUUUGACCGAAAUGUUGUUAUACCAAUUGUCCAUUCAGUUACAAACAGCCAGAAAUCAGCAAUUGUAUAA
Rotaria sp. Silwood2 is the source of this 276-nucleotide messenger RNA. The record is from the annotation of a GenBank genome assembly. NCBI's taxonomy places the organism in Eukaryota, Metazoa, Rotifera, Eurotatoria, Philodinida, Philodinidae.